Messenger RNA from Homarus americanus (American lobster), 286 nucleotides. Its product is annotated as tetratricopeptide repeat protein 21B-like. The record is from RefSeq and is a predicted model, not a curated record. Gene Ontology annotation, biological process: protein localization to cilium; intraciliary retrograde transport. Lineage: Eukaryota; Metazoa; Arthropoda; Malacostraca; Decapoda; Nephropidae. Gene Ontology annotation, cellular component: intraciliary transport particle A.
AAUAAACAGCCGUCGUAUAUGAACUGUCGCUGGAUCUGUCAUAUAAGUCACAUUAUUUUCGCCUGAGUAACUGCAUCAUAAGAUCGUAAUGACCGAAGCCGAUGCAUUAUUUAAGAGCAAAAUCCAUUAUUAUGGAAGGGAACAGUAUUACCAAGCAAUGCAGGACACAUGUGUCGCUGCAACUAAGAAAUUUGGCAAUGAUCCAAUUUAUCGCUUCUACUCUGCAGUGUCUCACCUCUUACAAGGCUGCACACAGGAGGCCAUCAGACAACUCCAGCCUCUACAG